AUUUCCGGUCCCACACUCACAAUUAACGGUGCCAAGUGUCUUGCGUCUGUCUCUAACUGUCAUGCCACCCUUAAUUGUCGCUGCCCGACAUGCGAUAAAGUGUUCCGCUUUGAGAACCUCCUACAGGACUCGAUAUGCAUCAUCGCUGUCUCUGAAAGAGACCCUCGCUGAGAUUAUACCUGCCAAACGAGAGCAACUGGCACGGGUUCGGAAGGAAUAUGGCCAAACAGUGCUGGGAGACAUCAAAGUCGAGAAUGUUAUUGGAGGCAUGAGAGGACUGAAGGCCCUCCUCUGGGAAGGUUCACUUCUUGACCCUAAUGAGGGCAUCCGCUUCCAUGGUCUUUCUAUCCCUGAAGUUCAGAAGGUACUCCCAGCAGCCCGGGGCGGGAAAGAGAUUAUAGCGGAGAGCAUGUUUUGGUUGCUCAUAACAGGAAAGGUACCCACCGAAGAGCAGACUCGUAGAUUGUCACAGCAACUAGCAGAAAAUGGGGCUCUGCCUCAAUACGUCAAAGAUAUUUUGGAUGCGUUUCCCCGGACGCUUCAUCCUAUGACCCAGCUGGGAAUGGGGGUCGCGGCACUCAAUCAUGACUCCAGAUUUGUAAAGGCCUAUGAUAGGGGUGUGUUGAAGUCUGAGUAUUGGACCUACGCCUUGGAGGACUCCUUGGACCUUUUGGCCAAACUACCGAGUCUCGCCGCCAGGAUCUACAGGAACGUCCAUCGUCCGGAUCUUAAACUACCCGACUUGGAUAAAAACCAGGACCUUGUUGGGAACUAUGCCACGCUUCUCGGCUAUGGGGACAACGACGGCAUGAAAGAAUAUUUAAGGCUUUAUAUUGCCCUUCAUGGGGACCACGAAGGUGGCAAUGUUUCUGCGCACACCUCUCAUCUGGUAGCGUCUGCUCUAAGCGAUCCUUAUAUUUCAUACUCUGCCGCUCUGUUUGGUCUCGCAGGACCACUUCACGGGCUGGCGAACCAGGAGGUUUUGAGAUGGAUACUUUCCAUGAAGGACGCUGUUGGAGAGAACGCCUCUAAUGAACAGAUCAAAGACUAUCUGUGGUCCACUCUCAAGAGUGGCAGAGUUAUUCCAGGUUAUGGCCACGGUGUAUUGCGCGAUCCUGAUCCUCGUUUUAUUGCUCUUCAGAAUUUCUGCGAAGUUCGCCCGGAGCUUCAAGAUAGUCCUAUUAUCCAACUUGUCAAGAAAACCAGCGAGGUUGCUCCCGGCGUCCUAAGGCAACAUGGAAAAACGAAAAAUCCCAAUCCAAACGUGGAUGCCACGUCGGGGUGUUUGCUCUAUCAUUAUGGCCUCACUGAAUUCAAUUACUACACCGUGAUUUUUGGCGUUUCUAGAGCAUUGGGUUGUCUCGCUCAGAUUGUGUGGUCCCGAGCUCUCGGCCUUCCUAUUGAGCGACCAAAGUCUAUCACGCUCGGAGCGAUCGAGGAGUUUGCAAUAAAAGCGUAAAAAUCGCUUUCAUCUUAGUCCUAAACUCGUUUGACUAGGGAGCGUAGAGUUGUAGACUAAUAGAACUGCAGACGUUGUCUUGCAUGACGCAAGUUGGUCGGGCAAAUGCAAAGCCAUUAUCUAAAGC
Molecule: messenger RNA, 1586 nt
Organism: Cantharellus anzutake
Lineage: Eukaryota; Fungi; Basidiomycota; Agaricomycetes; Cantharellales; Hydnaceae
Product: citrate synthase-like protein
Exons: 18
Coding region: 62-1459 (465 amino acids)
Biological process (GO): tricarboxylic acid cycle; carbohydrate metabolic process; citrate metabolic process
Cellular component (GO): mitochondrial matrix
Source: RefSeq, a predicted model, not a curated record